AUGACACUUUAUGAUAUACUCUUCAGUCAGCUGGAUGUCAUAUCAGCUCAGUUUAUUGUCAUUGAUAAUGACUUCAGGAGUCCAAAAUUUAGGAAACAACUCACUAAAACAUUUGAUUCUUUAUUGUCUAAUAAAGAUUCUUCUAGUAUUUUCUGGGGUAAUGACAGUCUGGCAACUCUGGUAGCUUUGGAGUUAAAAUUUGAUCUUUUAGUGUUGUUGAGUGAUGUGGAUGGUAUUUACAGUGACCCACCAAGUAACCCUCAGUCAAAGCUAAUUCAUACAUACAUUAAGGAGAAGCUUGAGAAUACAAUUACUUUUGGUGAUAUGUCAAGGCUAAGAAGAGGUGGAAUGACUGCUAUAGUCAAAGUUGUUGUUUAUGCUUCACAAGUUGGGAUCCCUGUCAUUAUAACAAGUGGUUUUGCGAGGGAACAUAUUGUCAGAAAACUUCAAGGACAUCUUAUUGGUACACUCUUUCAUCAGGAUGCUCAUACAUGGGUGUCAAAUGGGGAGUUAAAAAAUGCACGUGACAUGGCAAUAGCAGUAAGAAAAAGUUCUAGACAUCCUCAGGUAUGUUUUAAUUGGUUUAUUAUAAUCAUGUUUAUAAAUAGAAGUUUUGAUUUAUUGAUAUAUUUUAAUGAAUUGAACUCCAUGUCUGUGAAAGGAAGAAGUAAGAUAUUACUUGAUAUAGUUGAUGCUCUUGAAGCAAAUUGGAAAGUGAUUUUACAUGAAAAUGGAGCUGAUUUUUAUGUUGAUUACGAUGCUGGAUAUGAAACAUCCUUAGUUUCUCGGUUAGCUCUAAAUCCUGGGAAGGUUUCUAGUCUUGUAAAAGCCAUACGUGUGCUUGCAAAUAUGGAAGAGCCUAUUCGACAAGGAUGCCUUGUGUUUCUUUCCUUGUUGAACUUGAUACUGGAAGUGAUCUUCUAUGAAUUCCAAGUGAUUUUGUGCAUUGUGCUCCACUUUCAGGUGAGGAACGGUAUUAGAAGUAAUCUUGGAGAUGUUAAGUUGGAAACAGUUCCAUGUGGAGUUGGAAAUGCUAUUGGUAAUAAGGGAGGAGUUGGAUUGACGAUGAGAAUCUAUAGGUGGAUUAUAUGUUUUGUGAACUGUCACUUUGCUGCACAUCUGGAUGUUGUUAAUAGGCGUAAUGCAGAUUUUGAUCAUGUAUACAAAACAAUGUCAUUCAGUCGUCCAUCAAAUCUUCUGAAUUCAUCAAUUGGUAUGAUUGUGAUGUCAGAAAUUUUCUUAUUUUUCUUACUUGCCACCUCAUCUUAUUCACUCUUGAUUCUCUAUGGUUCUCUCUUCCUACCUGCUUUACUUUUUGCAGCUAGAGUCACUUCUAUGGCUAUGAGUAGCCUGUCUGUGGAUGAGUCGCCAGAGCUAUUUGAAGCCACAUGGUUGUCUUUUUAG
Messenger RNA from Lactuca saligna, 1404 nucleotides. Lineage: Eukaryota; Viridiplantae; Streptophyta; Magnoliopsida; Asterales; Asteraceae. The record is from the annotation of a GenBank genome assembly.